Molecule: messenger RNA, 10645 nt
Organism: Corythoichthys intestinalis (scribbled pipefish)
Lineage: Eukaryota; Metazoa; Chordata; Actinopteri; Syngnathiformes; Syngnathidae
Gene: cpeb4b
Product: cytoplasmic polyadenylation element binding protein 4b
Exons: 11
Coding region: 471-2717 (748 amino acids)
Biological process (GO): negative regulation of cytoplasmic translation
Cellular component (GO): synapse; cytoplasm; neuron projection
Molecular function (GO): ribosome binding; translation factor activity, RNA binding; mRNA regulatory element binding translation repressor activity
Source: RefSeq, a predicted model, not a curated record
AUCCCUCACUGUCAUUCGGCCACGGUCGGCUUCAGGAGAAGGGGGGCAAGCCAAAGCUCACUUACACACAUACAUACAAGGACUCGGGCAGGAUCAAAAUACUGAAGCAUAAAAUGAAACCGACCGAAUAAGGCUUGCUACGUAUCCCGCACCCGAGCCUGUUUGACGCGUUGCCAAGGUUCAGCGAAGCCCCUUCGGAUGACACGGUCCACAUUCGAGGCAAAGCGGUGUCAUUGAACAGCCAGGACACGUCAAGAGAAGGGAGGAGAGAAAAAAAGCUGACCGACUGCACUGUACGACUCGAGCUAUUAAAUCGCCUCCGCCGGCCUCAAGACAUCCUUUCAAGGACACCAGCUUGCAGUCAAGCCGACGGAAGGUUUCCGACAAAGACGUCGCCGGGGUCGGAGGUGGUGAUCGCAAGGACCAAAAGAUCACGGGGUACUAUUUGCGUGUGUGUGGGGAGCAAACAAAUGGGGGAUUACGGGUUCGGAGUCAUAGUUCAAAACAACACUGGCAACAAGUCUGCGUUCCCGGUCCGAAUCCACCCGCAUCUGCAGCCCCCACACCACCACCAAAAUGUGUCGCAGAGCCCUGCCGCGUUCAUAAACAGCACCACCGCUGCGGGGAAUGGCACCACAGCAGGCUCUCCCUGGCUCUUCCCCGCCUCGGCCACCCACAGCAGCGUGCAAGACGAAAUCCUGGGCGGGUCGGAGAAGCCCAAAGCGCAGCAGCAACAAGAAAUGCAAGAAACGCAAGAAAAGCAGCUGUCCCCCGGGAGUCACCAGGAGGGCGGUGGCGGCGGGAUCAUUUCAGAACUGGAAAAAGGCCGGUCGGAGGACAGCAAGACGGACAACUGCUCGCCUGAAGGCAGCACCGGGAAGGAGAAGCAGAUACGUCUCGAGUCUCCUGUUCUGACGGGCUUUGAUUACCAGGAAACAUCCGGUCUGGGGGGCCCGGUCCAGUCCAGUACCACCUCGUCAUCGCUCACCGGCUUCAACAACUGGUCGGCGGCCAUCCCGCCAGCUCCCUCGACCAUCAUCAACGAGGACGUCAGCUUCUUCAACCCAGCGUCGGCCAACAACGGCACACUGCUGUUCCAGAACUUCUCCCACCACGUCAGCCCGGGCUUCGGCGGGAACUUCUCCCCUCAGAUAGGACCGGCCGCCGCCCUUUCGCAGCACCACCCGGCUCCCCCGCCGCACCCUCACUUCCAGCACCCACAUAGCCAACACCAGCAGCACAGGCGCUCGCCCGCCUCCCCGCACCCUCCUCCGCCCUUUCCGCAUAGGAAUCCGCCCUUCAACCAGUUGCAGCAUUUGUCCAACAGUCUGAGCAAACCCCCAUCCCCCUGGGGCCCGGGCAGUUAUCAGAGCCCCUCUCCCUCCCCGGGCUCAUCCACCUCCUGGAGUCCAGGAGGCAGCUACGGAAGCGGCGGCGGCGGAUGGGGGGGAUCUCAGGGCCGAGAUUAUCGCCGAGGCCUCAACGGUGGCAUGACGCCUAUCAACUCCAUUUCACCACUGAAGAAGACCUUUCUGAAUAACCACGUGGCGUCCCAGAAGUACCCUCGUAACAGUCCCGCCGGCUUCAAUCCAAAAUCUUGGAUGGAUGACAGCGUCGGCCGCAGUGAUAAUAUCUUCCCUUUCCAGGAGCGCACCAGGUCAUUUGACAGCUUCAACAUGAACACUCUUGAGAGUUCCCUGAUCGACAUCAUGCGUGCUGAGCAAGACAACCUGAAAGGUCGUCUGGGGUUCCCCCUUCCUGGCGGGGACAACCCACUGCCCCUCAAUGCCAGGAGUUAUAGCAGGAGACGAGGUCAUUCUUCCCUCUUUCCGAUGGAGGAUGGAUUCCCCGAUGAUGAGCGUGGUGAUCAAGGCCUGGCUGGCCUGGGCUCUCCACACUGCUUUCCUCACCAAAAUGGCGAACGCGUAGAGCGCUACUCACGCAAGGUCUUUGUGGGAGGAUUGCCACCAGAUAUAGAUGAAGAUGAGAUAACUGCCAGUUUCCGGCGUUUUGGGCACUUGUUUGUUGACUGGCCUCAUAAAGCCGAGAGCAAGUCUUAUUUCCCACCAAAAGGCUAUGCCUUUCUGCUUUUCCAGGACGAAAGCUCUGUGCAGGCUCUGAUUGACGCUUGCAUCGAGGAGGACGGCAAGCUGUACCUGUGUGUGUCCAGCCCCACCAUCAAAGAUAAGCCGGUCCAGAUCCGCCCGUGGAACUUGAAUGACAGUGAUUUUGUGAUGGACGGUUCACAGCCUUUGGACCCCAGGAAAACAAUUUUUGUCGGAGGUGUCCCUCGCCCGCUCCGUGCAGUGGAGCUGGCCAUGAUCAUGGACCGCCUGUACGGCGGCGUCUGCUACGCCGGCAUUGACACGGAUCCUGAGCUGAAGUACCCGAAAGGAGCUGGGCGGGUCGCCUUCUCUAAUCAGCAGAGCUACAUUGCUGCUAUCAGUGCUCGCUUUGUGCAGCUGCAGCAUGGAGAAAUCGAUAAACGGGUGGAAGUGAAGCCAUACGUGCUGGAUGACCAGCUGUGCGACGAGUGCCAGGGGACGCGCUGCGGCGGCAAGUUUGCGCCGUUCUUUUGCGCCAACGUCACCUGCCUGCAGUACUACUGUGAGUACUGCUGGGCGGCCAUCCACUCGCGCGCCGGGCGUGAGUUCCACAAGCCGCUAGUGAAGGAGGGCGGCGACCGGCCACGUCACAUCUCGUUCCGCUGGAAUUGAGCGGCGGGAGGGCAGGCGAAUGGGUCGGCACAAAGGGGGAGCAGUAUGGCAAGGUAGUGCAGGAGUCGCAAAAUCAUUUAAUGAAUAAAUGCACUUUUCUGUUGCUGGUUCCUUUUUACUCGACAAACCUUUUUUUAAGUUCUUAUUUAUAUUUUCAUGAGAGAAAACAGGAUUUAUAUCUAAGUAUGUCCAGCAAUGAAAAAAAAAAAGUUCUCCCCAUAAAGCAUACAGUAUAUAGGAAAGUUUGAGUGUGCUAUGGUACUCUGCUAUUCAAUUGGCAUGCUUUUCUCCAUGUAUUUUGUUUUUAUGUUUGUUUGUUUUUAAAUGAGCCCCCUAGACAAAUACUCUUUGAUUUGACAUUCUCAAUGUUGUAGCAGAGCUCGUUUUAGAUUUCCCCAAAACGCCAACACGAAGCUCCAGUGAGUAAAUGUGAAUUUAGAAAAAAAAAAAAAAGGUGUUGCUGAAGAAGAGUGCACUUAUUUCCCGUUCUCGAAUAUACCAGUAUACCUUUAGUUGAUAACCAAAGCUGUUUUAUUAGCUUGCGGCACAAGAUAGAAACGCCCUAAAAGCCAAACACACUCACUCUCAGAAAAAAAAAAAAAAUCUUGAAACAUAAUUCCGAUCUCCAUCUUGACAUGCAAGAACUAAUACCUCAAUCUCAGCUGCUAAUGUGCCGGAUGCAGUUAUAAGACAAGAACAGCAAGUCAAACGCCUGCCCGUGUUCUCGUGCUUUUUCUGGGCGGAGCUACGAUGUUACUCGCACACUUUUUGUACUCGCUAGCUUCGUCACCACCAGUUUAUUUUUCUAACGGAAACCUACGCGGUCGUGCGCAGAGUGCAUUACGGGAAUGUAUGGCAAUGGGAGGCUACGGGCCCCCUCCCCACUCCUCCACCUCCUCGCUUUUAGAUCCAGGACCCAACCGCACAUCUGAAGAAAAAAAUAGGCAAAAACAACCAAGAAGCCUUUUUUUGCUGUUUAUACGGUGCUGCCACCAAUUAAAACGACACAAAGCUCUAUUUUACAGCAGCGAGUCAGCCAAGCAGUUCAAAUGGCCUCUUAGACCCCCCAGCCAAGCUAAUCCUACCCAGCAUCUAUGUGUUUUUGAAGCAUAACUGAAGAUAGUCUAUUACUAUACACUCGCUCGAGGAGGCCCACUCCUAAGUCCAGCAGUUUAGGGAACCAAAGAUGGUUGUGCGUUCGUGGGUCGCUUUGUAGCUCAUUUCGUUUUUAGAUGAUUUAAAUCAAUCUAUCACUUGUGUCCACCACCACGUCCCCUACCUGACCUCUCCAACCCAUGCGAAGGAGUCCAGAGAACCAAAGAUUGGCCUUAACAAAAAAAUGUUAGCAUUGCAGUAAAAUACGUAUACAUAUACAGACUUCCUCCUCUUUCCCCAACACAAACAUUAAAGUGCACAUUCACACAGUGGAAGUCAAAAGACAAAAGUCCUCCCAUUUUCAUAAGGGGUAGGAUUGCAUAGAAAACUUGAUUUUGCUCACGAGUGAGAAUCCUCAUAUAGCUUUUUGCACCCGGGAUAUUUUCAAACACUUUGUGAAGAAUUUGCUGUUCAAAUGAGAUGACAAAAUUAUUUUAUACACGGCCUGCUGAUUUUUUGGAACAGUGUUUUCUAGCUAAAUUAUUUUGUCAUGCACAUAUAAGCAUUUAUUAUGCACUACUUUUCUAAAUAUUUUUUUCUUUCCUUUUUAUUUCCGACAGUCAUUUUAGGCACAUUUUUCACAAAUAUGGGGAAACUCCUUUUUGCAAUACCUCAAUUUUUUCACAUUGUGAAAGGUAGCUUUUGUACUUUUGUUACUGAGAGAUCUGCGUAUAUGGAAACGUUCAUUUUAAAGAAGAGGAAAAAAAAAAAAACGAGUGGAGCGAUUUCAAGAUAUUUGAUAUUAUUUUCAAUUAUGCUUUUUAUACAUUUCAGUGCUGAGGACUCUUUACAACUAAGUGCGACGUCACAUCUGCCGAGGAGAGACCAAAGUGUAUCCGCUCUUUUGGUCUUCGUAGCUUUUCCAACACUCGAUGUUUCCACUUGGUGAUCAAUAGUAAUUCUAUUAGCAUGGCGAGAAAAUCAUUUAAAAAAACAAAAAAGAAAAAAAAAAGAAAAAGUUGUAAUCUUAAAACUUGAUGUUAAACAUGACCUUUCCUCUCCCUAGUCACUCCAUUUCCUCAAAUAGUGGUUGCCACUCUGCUGAGCCUUUUUAAACUUGGUUACUAACCAAAACAGCAGUAGUGUAUUACAAAAAAAAAAUGGCUUCCCGUACCAGCACAAAUUCACAGCCGAGUAAUCAAACACCAGAGGUGGGUAGAGUAGCCAAAAAUCGUACUCAAGUAAGAGUAGCGUUACUUCAAAAUAUUACUCAAGUACAAGUAAAAAAAAAAAGGUAUUCGAUGGAAAAUCUACUCAAGUACUGAUUAAUUCCUUAUAAUGAAACAUAACUGAAACAAAGUGUCUUUGGAAAUCAGACUUCUUGUAACCAAUAUACUUUGUUUUCACAGAUUCCUGUACUAUUUCACCUGUUUGUAGUGUUACCGCUGUACCUAAUCAUGGUUUUACACGUUGUGCAUAUGAAAUACACGUUAGCGAAUUAGCUAAUUAGUUUAGCGCUCGACGCUAACUGUUAAUAUCUCAAAAACAACAACAAUAAAGGCUAAACAGUACAAGAGAGUCCGUGUACUCACCUCUUAUAGACGCACACGGGUCUUAGCAACACACUCAGGACAUUUUUCAAUGGCGUACCGCAAGCAAUACGUCACUUUCGUUCAUUAAUAUUCAUGACAUUAGCUACUGUUGCUAACUAGGGAGAAGCCACCGGUUGUCCGACUGACAAUGACAUUCUCCUGUUACAACAAGCUAUCCUUUACCAUCAGCCCUGUCUGUCUCAUAUAUCCUCUGGUUGUCCUACGUCUCUUACCGUUCUUGGGGGUGAUUUAGUUAGCUUUGUGUAACGAUCGCAAAUGCUACUCAGUGACAGCCAACAAACAUUUUUAAUUUUUUCAUUGAUGAGAAAUCUUAAUUCUAUAAUUUAUUUACACUUCCCCCUUACUAAAAUUGUAACAGAAACGGUAACAGUGGCAGUCAGAUACCAUUGUAAUUCUUUUCAGGUCAUUCAUUGUCAGACAGAAGCAGUACGGCACAACGUUACGCAAAAAAAAUAAGUUAAAAAUAUAAAAAUGGCUUACCUCUUUGUCCUCUGAAACACCAUGACAACCCAACAAACUGUUUACUGCAUAUGAAAUGUGAAUGGAUUCACCGAGCUGGUGUUAAGUCCGCGCAAGUUGAUUCGGUCUUCACAUCUUUUCCUCCCGAGUUUUUGGUUUCCGGAAACGUAUGAAGAAAACAUCCUUCAUGUGUCGUAAUGUCUAGAGUCGUUUCUACAAGUUCCAAAAAAGAAAUGCGUGAUUGGCAUGUUCAUUUUUGAAAGAUUACCGGAGAAAAGUGGCACAAAUUACGUUGUUUUUAUGCGAGGGCGGGUCUAUAAUGUCCCACUUCGGCUUUACUUCCACUUUACGAUGCGACGUCACGGUCUAAAAAUAACAUGCGUGCGGUACGCCAUUGACACGACUUGAAACUACAUCUGGACAUCUGAAAGACGAGGAGCAACGAACUAUCUCUCUUCCCCUCUCGCUCCAAAAAUAACUUGCGCACAGAAGCGCGACUGCCGGGUCGCCCUGCCUGUCUCAUACACAUAUUUAUUUUCCACUCUUUUAAGAAGGAGUAAACCUCUCGCUCAGCAACAAGCAGCAUCCAUCAUAGCAUGGUGCGUGCGUCCGUUAAAGGUGUCCGAACAGCAGACGUGUCUGGAAUUUCGUUCCGCUAUGAGUUGCUGUCAUAAAGUUAUUAGGGAAAAAUCAUCGUUUUUGAACCUUUAUGUAGGGUGACCGUGUUAUGAUUUCCCAAAAGAAAGACACUCAGCCCGGCCUCAAGAUACUUGAAUUUUACUCGAAGUUCACUCAAAGAUGCCUAUAUCACUUUAAUAUAUUUAAAGUGUGCCCCCUCACUCUGGAUUGAAAAAUGCAGUUAGGAAAAAAAAAAAAAAGUGUAUAAUAUAUAUAUAUAUAUAUAUAUAUAUAUACAUAUAGAAUGCAUACCCAUGGAAAUGUAGUCCAGUCAAUACACAUACACACAGUAGGCUAUGUGCCAACUAAACAUUUUUAUAAAUUACUAUCACGACAAUUGUCCUUGACGAAUUGUUAUUCCCAUUCCAUUGAUAUUAUCAUUCAAAAUUCUAGAUUGCACACAAACAAUAACCGAAAUAAACUGACAAACUAUUCAACCAGCAUGUUUCCAAACGUAGCAGUUCAAAACUACGUUUCCCAUAAUGCCUAGCGUGGUUUAGCUUACUGAUAGCUAGCUGAGGCAAAAAUCAAACUUUGCUAUAAAAGUUUACAUUCAUCGGCAGCGCACCGAUGCGACACCAAACGGGAUUUUACAGUCAAAGCUCCGACAGAAGUCAACAGUUGCCAUUAUAUAUGUAUUUAUUGUAAAAAAAACUUAACAACUGGGCAGGCGUUGUGGCCAAAUCGUCAACCCAGUAGAUGGCGGUAAUGCCUCAUGAUAGGGGUAAACUGCCAGCAAAAACAAGAAGAACUACUCCUUCCCUCCCUACUACUAGGAGCCAUGUCACCCAGCGGCCGGAGGGAUUCUAUUCAAAUUGGUCCCGUGAAAAAUCAUAAAAACCGGACAUUUUUAUGAAUUUAUAAAACCCGCCCGGACGACGAGGAUACUACGUGAAAGUAGGACUUGUCCGGGCAAAAGAGGACAUUUGGUCACCCUACCUUUAUGAAUCGUAAUCGAAUUGUCACGUGUCGAAUUGCGAUGCAUUCUUUUAAUCGAUUUUUUGAACUCCCAUGUGUAAAAUGUUUUCCAAGAGUUUAAAAAGAUACCGAGUCACCGCGUUAAAUGCUAAUGCUAACGCAAACGCUAUGCUAACGCUACAAAUUAGUUUACUGUGUGAUGAUCACUCAGUACAGAUCUUUUAAAGGCUAAAGCAACAUGGCAUAUCUAGCCAAGAUAUAAGAAAGCAAAACUUACCAAGCAGCACCUGACACAUGUUUGACAAAAAAGGCCUGGAAUGGGCACGGGCUUACUCACCGGCCGCCACAUGAGUGACACGACCAAACGCUGCUAAAUGCGUGCUAACUACACAUACAAUAAGAAUCGCACAUUGUAUUGUGAAUUAUUGAUGAAAACUAUGGAGAAUUUUCAUUUCGUUCUUGUGUCUUCAGACAACACCUGGCUUCCAUCUCGUUAUGUUUGUCUCCCAAGACACAUUUUCAGCUGGUCAUCGUGACGUCUUCGUCAUGAAAAAAUUUUUCAUUGAUGAAAUAUUUUCGUUAUCGUUCAAUCGGGUCCGAUCACGUCAUUUUCAAAGUAUCGGAAUCGGUAAAAAAAUACGGGACAUGCCUUUUUUUAAUAUAUAUACACUAUAUUUCUUAAUUAAAUAGUUUUCUAAUUGUAUUUAACGUUAAGGACCUAAUAUAUUACACUCAUCCAGAGUCUUUAGUUUAGGCUUAAGGUAGGGUUAUCAAAGUUAACCCGAUAACGGCGGUAAUUAAUUCUUUAAAAAAUGUAUCACGUUAAAGUAUCUAACGCAAUUAAUGCAUGCGCUGCACGACCCACUAAUGCAGUCUGUUCUAACUGUAAUGGCCCCGUUUUACCUAUUUAGAGAGCUAAAAGGCAGCGUAAAAUGAACAGUGAAUUUUAGCAGCCUGUGGAGCCUUUUUUUAAUUGGCUAAAGCCUUACAAUCCCUCUCCCUACGAUUAGAAACAUCGUGGGAAGCAAUGUGGGGAAGAAAGGUUGUAAUUGAGCUUUUUCUUAACACCCUAUGUUAUUUCCCAACGCAGAGAAGAUAUAUAUCAUCAUGGUUGCACUUCCUAUCAUGCAUUUGGUCAUGGCUACAGUGUCAUUUACUGAAAGUUCAACAAAUCCACUAGAUGGCAAUAUUUAGUCGCAAUAUACAAAGUCACAUAUCCUUUAAGAAUUACAAGUCUUUCUAUCAGUGGAUCCCUCUCACAGAAAGAAUGUUAAUAAUGUAAAUGCCAUCUUGAGGGUUUAUUGUCAUGAUAAACAAAUACAGUACUUAUGUACUGUAUGUUGAAUGUAUAUAUUCGUCUUGAGUUUUAUUCAUUUUUUUUCUUAAUGCAUUACCAAAAUGUAUAUGAUCGGGGAAAAUUAUCGGGAAUGAUUGGAAUUGAAUCGGGAACAAAAAAAAAAGCAAUCGGAUCGGGAAAUAUCGGGAUCGGCAGAUACUCAAACUAAUACGAUUGAACGGGAUCGGAUUGGGAGAAAAAAAACAUGAUCGGAACAACCCUACUGGCUAUAUAAGUACUCUACAUUUACCAUUUUAAAUGUAACUGAGUAAAUGUAACGCGUUACUACCCACCUCUGUCAAACAUAUUCACUCUGCACCACUAACCACUACUGUACAGUUGAGAGAAUUAAGACCAACCAGCAAUUACAAAACUCCACUGUAUGAGGAAAUGGAUAAAGGAGGAGAAUGCAAAAAGAUUAGUUUGGACACUUAACUCUGAAUCUCGUAUCACAAGAAUGGAUGUUUGGUGUUUAGAUAUUUUAAUAUUUGAAGAAAAAAAUAUAUGAAUAUCUCUCUCUAUAUAUAGUAUCUAUAUUCUUGAACUUGCCAACUAGCACCUAUCGUAAUCCUUAGCAUGCAUGUCGAAAAACAAACAAAAAAAAAAGACGCGCGCAAGUGAGGUGAAUUAGCUCGGAAGUUAACUGUUGUGGUGUGCACCAAAUGUUUCUGGACUAAGGACAACCCUGACCCUCAAAAUACCCUCGACCCCUAAACCCUCAAUCUCCCUCGUCUCACAUUGGUAGACCUCAGCGGGAUGCGCUUAACACAAAAAGCGAAUAGGCAAGCGUGAACGUUUCAGAAACGAGCAUCCUUCAAGAACACUGUUUGAAAAAAUAAAUAAAAGACUUGACCUAUGCGGAGGAAGGGGAGCGUAAAGACUUGAAUGUGGUAAAAAAAAAAAUAGAAUUUUAAAAACAAUGUUGCAAGUUAACUUUCAAGUUGUUAUGUGCAAUACUUCUUUUGAACCUUUUUCCAGACGAAAGACUCUUUGCAAUGUAAUUCUUUCAAAUGCCAUUUUUAAUUAUUGCAGACAUUUAAUUAAAGAAGAUGUUAAUAUGUUUUUUCACAGUCAUUUUCUACUGUUUAAUGUAAUCCUUUUCAUGCUGGUGUUUGUAAAAAAAAGAAGAAAAAAAGAAAUCCAACUAUUUGUACUAAUAUAAAUAAUUGAAGUUAUUUUUAAAACAUUUAAAAAAGUUUUUGUGCUCAUUUGCUUAUUUUUUGGGUUUGUUUUAAGCUACUGUGAUUGAUUGCAUUGUAAUUACUAGGUCAACAAUGUAUUUAGCUGUUUAUUGGUAUAUUUUUAAUUGGAAUGUAUAAUUGAUUUUUAUAAUUUUGAUCAGAUUUUUGUUAUAUUUUUGAGGUGAAGCUUUUAAUAUGUUAAAGUGUCUAGUUUUUACUAAUUGCUAUAUUGUGCUCCACAAUAUAUGUUUCACAUUUUCUGAAGGAAAAUAAAUAUUUAAAUAUUUGUCUGUUAAUGUUACUUAAUGGCAAGAUUUCAAUAGUUUUUAACUGUGUAUGGGAAGGUUUGUUGUAUUUAUUAAUUUUUUUUUCCUUUUUCUUUUUUUUACUUCAGGUAUCACCUUAAUUUUUAUUGUCAUUUCACUUUAUAAGUUCCUAUUUUUGUAUUUUCCUUUCUAAUAAUUAAGUUAUGUAAUACGGAUAUGUCCAUAUUUCUAGGAGUUGGUCUGUAGAAGUACUAGUGAAACGAAAAAGAAAAAUCUAAUGUUAUUUAAUUGUUUGCGGCCAACUAUUUAUAUAACAGUAUGCAUAAUUUUUCAAUAUUUGUAAUGUGAAAUGUUGAAUGAAAUAAAUCUUAACUGUGAUGAA